GUUCCGGGCGCCAGAAGGCCGCUGGUAAGAGGAGAAGGUGGCCGCUGGAAGUCGUGAGGCAGAGCCGCGAUGUUCCGGAUUGAGGGCCUUGCGCCGAAGCUGGACCCCGAGGAGAUGAAACGGAAGAUGCGCGAGGAUGUGAUCUCCUCCAUACGGAACUUCCUCAUCUAUGUAGCCCUGCUGCGAGUCACUCCUUUUAUCUUAAAGAAAUUGGACAGCCUAUGAAGAGAGAGCAUCGCAUGUGAAUGCAUGAUACGAAGAACCUGGUUACAGUUUCUACUCCUAUCUGCAAAUGAAUAGACCCAGAAAGAUGUAAGAGACUCUGAUUAAAUGGACAUAGAAAUUCUACUUGUUAAGAACAAGUUUGGCUCUGGUAACUGAGCUUUAUAGCUAAAACUAUUGGGGAAGUAUGAAGAGACGUACCUGUGAUAUUCAGCCUCGAUGAAUGUUGAUGUUAUUGUACAUGAUGUCAAACUCUGUUUUCUAGGAAGUAUUAAUUAUAAGGGAAUUAUGUCUGCAGUGGCACUGUCUUGUGAGUCAUUUCUGUGUACUUUUUUACUUCCAUCUGGAGUAUAUUUGUUGAAGGGUUCUUUUCCAUUAGUUAUGUUUUAUUGAAGCCAGUGCACAACCAUGUCAUUUAAGCAUGGGACCAUUAGUCUAUAUUUUUAAUAAACGUACCAACUAAGAAAAA
Hippopotamus amphibius kiboko is the source of this 691-nucleotide messenger RNA. It is a transcript of the gene TOMM5, whose product is annotated as translocase of outer mitochondrial membrane 5. Bases 70 to 225 code for a protein of 51 amino acids. The record is from RefSeq and is a predicted model, not a curated record. The transcript has 2 exons. Gene Ontology annotation, cellular component: mitochondrial outer membrane translocase complex. Lineage: Eukaryota; Metazoa; Chordata; Mammalia; Artiodactyla; Hippopotamidae.